Molecule: messenger RNA, 1438 nt
Organism: Neolamprologus brichardi
Lineage: Eukaryota; Metazoa; Chordata; Actinopteri; Cichliformes; Cichlidae
Gene: creld1a
Product: CRELD disulfide isomerase 1a
Molecular function (GO): calcium ion binding
Source: RefSeq, a predicted model, not a curated record
CCGGGUCAUGUGUCAAGCGGGUCUGUCUUGGAUUCACUUCUUUUAAAGUUUUCUGCCCGUUUCACCCUAUAGCAGCGCGAAGACAUGGUAUUUUGGAGCAAAUUCAUAGUUUCAUCUUCUGGCCAGAUGGGCAUGAAGAGUCUCCACAGAAACCUGCUUCAGGGUGUUUGUCUAUGGAGUCUGCUGGCUGUUCAGGUGAGCAGUUGUCCAGAUAGCUGCAGUUUGUGUUCAGGGCCAGAAAAUGACCAGUGUGAGGAAUGCAGAGCUGGAUGGACACUCCAUAAUAAGAUCUGUGUAGACAUCGAUGAGUGUGGCACACAGCUGGGUAACUGUCCCCCAAACAGUUACUGCUUUAAUACAGAAGGAUCCUUUGAGUGCAGAGGCUGCGACGUGGCCUGUGUGGGCUGCAUGGGUAGCGGACCAGCACGCUGCAGGAAAUGUGCUUCUGGGUACAGACUGACAGGGUCCAAGUGUUUGGAUAUAGAUGAAUGCAGUGACCGUGUGCUUGCCUGCCAUGGUCUCGAUGAGAUUUGUACCAACACAGAAGGAUCUUUCCGUUGUGACUGCGCUGAAGGAUUCAUCCGCAUGGACAGUGUUUGUGUGAAAAAGCAGUUGCCUCAUUUUGAGGAGAAAGGUCUAUUUGAGGAUAUCCAGGAUGAUGAGGUGGAGAUACUGAAGCAGAUGUUUUUUGGGGUGGUCCUUUGUGCUCUGGCAACACUUGCAGCAAAGGGAGAUUUGGUCUACACAUCUGUGUUUAUGGGAGCAUUGGCAGCCAUGGCGGGUUACUGGCUUUCUGAUCGAGGCGACCGAUUGUUAGACAGCUUUGUAAAGGGACGUUAGAGUUGCAGACUUUUGCAAAGAAAACUUUACAGGAAAUGGACAAACCAAUGUGCUACUGCAUAGAGUGGCCAUGGAGUUUUGCAUUAUUUUGUAUUGUGUGGAAUAUAAUAUGUGCUUUUGAAAAUUUCUUGUUUGUUAAAGUAUAUAAACUAUUACUUUAAGUUUAUGCUGCUUAUAAAAUUGUUUAAUUCAGGAGGGUGACAUUUAGUGUGCCUUAUCUUCUGCAAGAUUGCAGAUUUUUCUCAGACUCAUGGAUUUAAAUUGUUUUUCCAUAAGUCAGUGUGUGAUAUCAUGGUCCUUAUGGAGUAUGGAAAAGAAAAUACAUUUGUGCAGUGAGAUUUCAAAAGGUUGAUUCAGUUAAGCAGCUAAAGAGUUGAAGUGCAUUUGGUGGUAUCUAACAUCGUCUUAUUUCGUAGAAUAAAAUUACAGAUGGCUUGAAUUCUACGUGCACAUUGCAGUUUUAGUGAGUUCGAUUGCAGAGAUUCAAGUAAAACCUGUUAAAUCUUUAAAACUAUUGGCACAGACACCCAGGAAAAAACUGACUUUCAGGGUCUCAAGUAUCUUUCUCACAAGGACAUUAAUGAAGCUGGAGACAUCU